Molecule: messenger RNA, 876 nt
Organism: Ilyonectria robusta
Lineage: Eukaryota; Fungi; Ascomycota; Sordariomycetes; Hypocreales; Nectriaceae
Exons: 2
Coding region: 1-876 (291 amino acids)
Cellular component (GO): cytosol
Molecular function (GO): oxidoreductase activity
Source: RefSeq, a predicted model, not a curated record
AUGGCGAGCAAACACGAUGUAGACAUUCCCGAGCUUUUCCGUUUCACCAAAGUGAACCACAACAAGCCGUACCCCUUCAUCUCACCCACCCGACCGGAGCUCACAGCAGCUGGAAAGAAUGUUGUUGUGACGGGCGGAGCCAUUGGGAUCGGCAAGGCUAUCGCUAUAGGUUUCAGCCAAGCCGGUGCCAAGUCGGUCGCCAUAAUCUCGCGUCGCCUUAACCGCCUAGAAGCUGCGGCGGCUGAGAUCAUGGCCGCCGGGCCCGCUACUCGCGUUGUCUACGAAUCUGCCGACCUCACCGACAGGGCAGCCGUUGAUGGCGCCAUGAAGAGAAUCACGGAUCAGGUGGGUAAAAUCGACAUAUUCAUCUCCAACGCUGGCAUACUGCAGGACUCGUCAUCAGUGGUGGGGUAUGAUGUGCGCGAGUUGACCCGAGGCUUUGAGCUCAACGUCAUCGGGCCUUUCAACGCCGUGCAGGCUUUUGUACCGCACGCGGCCCCUGGUUCUAUGCUCUUCAAUGUCUCGUCAUCAGUCGCCCACAUCGCACCGAUUCCCGGCAUGUUUGCGUACGCGGCUACCAAGGCGGCCAUCAUCAAGAUGUUUGACUACGUUGCAGCUGAGAACCCUGGCCUGCAUGUUGUCCAUGUGCAGCCGGGACUAGUCGAUACGGAGAUGAACGUUGAUUCACCCGUCAAGGGUCAGGACGAACCUGAACUCCCUGGUUCCUUUCUUGUGUGGCUUGCGUCGCCGGAAGCGAAAUUUUUGAAGGGGAAGUUUGUCUGGGCAAACUGGGACGCGGAGGAGUUGAUUUCGCGGGCUCGGGAGAUUCAAGAUUCGAUGCUUCUGCAAGUGCAUCUAGACGGUGUUCCCAUGUAG